Paramecium sonneborni is the source of this 1114-nucleotide messenger RNA. Lineage: Eukaryota; Ciliophora; Oligohymenophorea; Peniculida; Parameciidae. The record is from the annotation of a GenBank genome assembly.
AUGUUUACAAAUACUCUAGGUACUUAAAAUGCUUUACUUUAACAAUAAUAAUAAUAAGGUUUAGCAGGAUAGAGUUCUUUAGUUUUUGGUAAUAACGCUGUUUCCAAUACUAUAUUUGGACAAACACAACAAUUAAAUGCACCAAUAGGAUAAAUAUAAAAUUAAGGAAUACAUGGAUAAUAGUUAAAUUAACUUGGUUAACCUUAAAUAUAUGGAGGCUAGAUAUAAUAGACAACAAAUUUAACAUAAUAACCUUUAGGUUAAUAAAUGGGAUUUUUAGGUUAGUAAACCGCAUAAUUGGGUUAAACAUAAUAAACAGGAUUUCUUGGAUAAUAACCUAAUUUAUAAGGUGGAUAAAUUCAAUAAAUGUAAUAACAAUCAUUACUAUAGUCAUAAUAGCCAUAAUAAUAAUAAUAAUCAUCGUAAUAAUAACAAUAAACUAAAUAAUAUACAAUUUAGCAAAUAAAAAAUGAAACAUAGAAACAUAUAGAUAACUUAACUAAAACUAUAUUAAAUAAGGAGAAAAUAGAGAAAAAUUAGAAAAAUUUAUAAUUAAUUGAAAAGAAUUCUCUUAGAAAUAUUUAGUAAUAAUAAUAAUAAUAACCUCAGGUGAAUCAAUCUAUUGGAUAUGGUAUAGUUUAAUAAUAAGUAAUUAAACCAAUCUAAAAAGCUGAUCCAAGAAAUCAUACAGCAAAAGUUGAAAAAUAUUAUAGUGAAUGGAAUAAAGGAAUUUAAAGAAUUGUAUAAAAAUAAGGAGAAACUAUUAAUUAAUUAAAUGAAUUAAAUUCACUCUUAAGUUAAUAAGAUACUUUUUAUGGUAUUGUAAAAUAUAACAUUUAUUAGAAAUAGAUGAAGAGUCAUUAAUAGAUUCUAUUAAAUAACUUGGAAAAGAACUUAAUUAAUUAGAAUAAAAGAUUAUAGAUAUAGCUAAAUUGUAAGAGAAUAUUUUAGGAUUAGAAAAAGAAGAAUCAGAAUGGGAUUAAAUUGUUAAUAAUUUAAGUGAAUGUCUUACUUUACUAGAUAUAUAAACUGUAUAUACAUUUUAUAAUUUUAGAAAGAAGUUGAAGAUUAAUUAAAUCAAGCAGAAACACAUCCAAAAGUAGUAAAUAAAUGA